GUUACAUCAAUUCAAAUUAAAAUUCUAACUGCUCAUUUCUCUCUCUUUCUUUUUUCCUUCUCUCUCUUCCUUGUACUUUCACGAUUUUUUCUCUUCAUCUCUUUUUCUUUAUCUUAUUUUCUUCUUCAAACAGAAUCUGAAAACAUAAAAAAAAAUCAAUUAGUUUUAUACAUACAUAAUAAUAAAUUAACAAAAAAACAACAUAAAGUGAAACAACAAAAAAAUAAUAAAACAACAGCAAAAAACAUUGCAAUAAUAUGGCGUUUCCAGUUGGUGAUCUCGAGAAAUUUAAAUAACGGAGGAAAAGAGUUGAGGUGUCAUCGAGGGGAACGUUACCGAGGUACUGCAGGAAAAGUAGGAAAUUUCGUUAAGGCUGUUAUGAGAAAAUCGAAAACAAAAUACACCGGCUGCCCUUUUAUGAUAAACGUCAAACGUGAUGCAACAUCCAAAAAAUUUUGUAUCUCGGUUCCUUUAGAUGACGAGAAGGGGAUGCAUAAUCAUGCGUUUGUUGUGAAUCCCGAGGGUCAGCGACAGAUGAGCGGACUCAGCGAUCCAUCCAGAGAGAUUGUCCGUGAUAUGAGUUCUGCUCAGGCAUCACCGGCAGUAGCUCUGGCUGCAAUUCAGAAGAAACACCCUGUGGACAACGCGACUAUCCGACAAGUGUAUAAUUAUAAAGCUAAUUUGCGGAAAGAAAGUUUGGAGGGGAGAGAUGUGGCUGGGCAGCUUCUGCAUUUGGCUACGGUCAGCAAGUACAUAGUUUAUACUGAUGUUAAUCCGAACACACAGGCGUUGACACAUGUGUUUAUGUCGCAUCCACAAGCAGCCAGUCUAUUCCGGACAUAUUAUUGGUAUGUCGGUAUAGAUUCCACGUACAAAACCAACAG
Striga hermonthica is the source of this 884-nucleotide messenger RNA. The record is from the annotation of a GenBank genome assembly. NCBI's taxonomy places the organism in Eukaryota, Viridiplantae, Streptophyta, Magnoliopsida, Lamiales, Orobanchaceae.